This is a messenger RNA of Thamnophis elegans (Western terrestrial garter snake), 939 nucleotides long. RefSeq names its product olfactory receptor 1020-like. Gene Ontology annotation, molecular function: olfactory receptor activity; G protein-coupled receptor activity; odorant binding. The transcript has a single exon. Gene Ontology annotation, cellular component: membrane. The coding region runs from base 1 to 939 and encodes 312 amino acids. Gene Ontology annotation, biological process: sensory perception of smell; G protein-coupled receptor signaling pathway. The record is from RefSeq and is a predicted model, not a curated record. Lineage: Eukaryota; Metazoa; Chordata; Lepidosauria; Squamata; Natricidae.
AUGAUUGGAGGAAACUGCACUGAGGUGGAAGAGUUUAUUCUUCUAGGAUUCACAGAUCAUGUAACCCUACAACAUGUGCUCUUUGUGAUAUUUUUAUUGAUUUAUGUUAUCACUGUUGUGGGGAAUAUUGGGAUCAUUGUGCUUGUGAAAAAUGAUUCUCGCCUUCAAACACCCAUGUAUUUCCUUCUGAGCAACUUAUCCUUCUUAGACCUUUGCUACUCAUCUGCUGUCACCCCAAAGAUGCUGAUGAAUUUCCUAGCACAGAAGAAAGUCAUCUUAUACACUGGAUGUUUCUUACAGCAAUACUUUUAUUGCUGUUUUGCAACUACUGAAUGCUACCUUGUGGCUGUGAUGUCAUAUGACCGAUAUGUGGCCAUCUGCAACCCACUGAAAUAUACUACUGUCAUGUCCAAAACUGUCUGCAUUUCAUUAGUAAUGUUCUGCUAUAUAGCUGGACUUCUUAAUGCAUCCAUACAAGUGGGAUUUCGUUUAAGAUUAACCUGCUGCCAUUCCAACAUCAUCAACCACUUCUUCUGUGAUGGACCUCCUGUGACUCAUCUUUAUUGUUCUGACAUCCAACUCGUUCAGAUUCUACUCUUUGCUUUUGUAGGAUUUAAUGAGAUUGCAACUACAUCCCUAGUGGUAAUCUCCUAUUGCUGUAUCAUUGUCACAGUCCUCCAAAUGCGUUCACUUGAAAGUAUUUACAAAGCAUUCUCUACCUGCUCUUCCCACCUGAUUGUUGUCUGCACUUUCUAUGGGACUGUUCUUUUCAUGUACCUGCGCCCUAGCGCCAGCUAUUCCUUGGAGCAAGACAAGAUUGUGUCGGUCUUUUAUGUUGUGAUCAUUCCUAUGCUGAACCCCAUCAUAUAUAGUUUCAGGAAUAGAGAAGUUAGGAAUGCCAUGAAAAAAACAUUUCAGAGAAUAAUCACCUCCAAGUGA